Lotus japonicus is the source of this 4842-nucleotide messenger RNA. RefSeq lists its product as uncharacterized. NCBI's taxonomy places the organism in Eukaryota, Viridiplantae, Streptophyta, Magnoliopsida, Fabales, Fabaceae. The transcript has 8 exons. Gene Ontology annotation, molecular function: acyltransferase activity, transferring groups other than amino-acyl groups; transcription corepressor activity. The record is from RefSeq and is a predicted model, not a curated record. The coding region runs from base 243 to 4592 and encodes 1449 amino acids. Gene Ontology annotation, biological process: negative regulation of DNA-templated transcription.
UUGAAGUGAGAGAGAGUGUGUUGUGUUGUGUCUUGUGUUUCUCUCUGCGUGUUCUGUUUCCUCCAUGCGAACAUGAACAACAGAAUCUGAAUUGUGUGUGUUAGAUUAACGUUGUGAAUUGUUCUCAUUUCAGUUUUUUCUUCUGUUUCUCAUUGUUGAAUUGGAUUCAACCAAAACGGGUUUUACGUAGACUGCAUUUCAGUGUUUUCAGCUGAAUUUUUCCAUAUCUGAAUCACCCUCCAAUGGCGGUUGAUGGUGAGAAGGUUACUGAAACCAAGGCUCGUAAAAGAGGAUUUUCAAAGAAGAAGAUUCUCCUCCAUGAGAAAGUCGAGGUGAGGAGUGUGGAGGAUGGUUUUCAGGGUUCAUGGCACCCGGGGAUUGUGACUCGUUCUGCUAGGCACAGGCGGUAUGUGCGAUAUGACAACAUUCUUGAUGAUGGAGGAAAGAACUACCUUGUGGAGGUGGUGGGAGUCUCCAAUGUUUUGGAAGGUAUUCCUUCAUCAUCCAACAGCUGCUAUGAGCGUGGCUUCAUUAGGCCAGUGCCUCCGCCGGUUCAAUUCGGCGCAAAUGACCUUCCAUUCGGUCUCUGUGUUGAUGUGGAUCAUGAGGAGGCUUGGUGGGAAGGGGUUGUGUUCGACAACUCUAAUGGAGGCCAGGAGAGGAGCAUAUUCUUCCCCGAUUUGGGGGACGAAAUCAAAGUCAAAAUUGAUCAAUUGAGGAUCACGCAGGAGUGGGAUGAAGCUACUGGGAACUGGGAGCAGCGAGGGAAGUGGGUUCUGCUAGAACUGUACGAGGAGUGGUACAGGAAAUCCUAUAUUCCUGUCUCAAUCAAGCAGAUUUGGUAUGAUGUGAGGACGAGGGAGGACUUUAGAAGCAUUGGAGAGUGGACUCUGAAUGAGAAGGAUUUGUGGAAAGAGCCUGUGGGGGAGGUCAUUGAUGAGUACUUGGUGAUCACACUCCAAGAGCUUCGACCAUUGUUAAACCUUCAACAGGAUUUCUCGAAAAAGUCACCGGAACCAGAAACAUUAUCUGAACCUGCUGAUAAUGUUAAUGGUGAUGGUGGUGAUAGUCAUGUGAAUGUACUUGGCGGUUCUUCUGACAUCGGAACAUCACAAGUCCCUGAGGAAAAUGGACCAAACUUGCUUGGUUUUGAUGAAAUCUGUGGUGAUGAUAGUCUUGGUUCUGACAUAGGAUUUUCUGAAAGGCCUUAUGCAAAUGGCGAUUGGUCAAGCUUUCUUGGUCAUGAUCAAAUCAGUGGUGAUAGUCUUCUUGACGAUAUGCUUGGUUCUGACACUGAUUUAUCUGGAAGGCCUGAUGAACAUGGUGUCUCGUCAAACUUGCUCAGUACAGAUCAAACCUGUGGUGAUGGUCUCGACAAUGAGCUUGGUUCAGACAUUGGAUUGUCUGAAAAGCCUCAUGAAAAUUGUGACUCAUCACACUUUCUUGAUCAUGAUCAAACCUUUGAUGAUAGUGUUGAAAAUGUGCUUAGUUCUGAGACUGAAUUAUCUGAAAGGCCUCACGAAAAUGGGGAAUGGUCACACUUUCUUGAUCUUGAUCAAAUCUGUAAUGACAGUGUUGACAAUGUGCUUAGUUCUGAGAUUGAACUAUCUGAAAGGCCUCGGGAAAAUGGGGACUUGUCAAACUUGCUCUGUACUGAUCAAGUCUGUGGUGCAAAUCCUUUGGAGGAUGAUGAUAAGGAAAUUCUGCAGCCGGUGGAAAAAGUAGCUCCACUUCAAGAGAUUUUGCCAGAGUCUCAGAAAGAAUUGUGUGUCCAUGAUGCUGGUGAAGACAUUUCAGGUGCGAACAUUGGUGAACAAAUUCAAGAGAUCUCGCCGGAAACUCAGAUAGAAUUGUCCAUCCAUAAUGCUGGUGAAGACAUUUCAGGUGCUAACAUUGGUCAACAAGUUCAAGAGAUCUCGCCGCAGUCUCAGAAAGAAAUGUCCAUCGAUGAUCUCGGUGAAGGCAUUUCAGGUGCUAAAAUUGGUGAACAAAUUCAAGAGAACUUGCCGGAGUCUGAAAAAGAAAUGUCCAUCCAUGAUGCUGGUGAAGCAAUUCCAGUAGCUAACAAUGGGAAACAAAGUAAAAAACGAAGACCCCGGGACUCCAUAGUCUGGAGACCUCUUAUACUUUCUGAGCCUGAAUUCUGCCCAGAAGUUAUUACUCAAUAUGCUCUUGGAAGUAAGAGCAGGAAAACAAGGGAGACUCUGAAGACGAAAGUAAGGAAACAUCUCGCGUUUCUCGGAUGGACAAUUGAAUGGACGGAGAACAAACAGUUCACAGAUCGAAGACGCUACAGGUACAAGUCGCCUGAAGCAGAUGACAAGAAGGUCUACACUUCCCUUAUUGAAGUUAUCAAACACAAAUAUGAUCAAAUGGAUGCUGUGCAGCCCCAACAUGAUGACAAUAGUGUGCCUCCUGCUUCUGCUCCUGCUGCAGCUGACAGCAAUGUGUUAAAUCUGCUGUCAGAUCAACAUCAACCUAAUGUGAACAAGGAGUUAGAUGUUCACCCUCAAACAGGUGAAGAUUAUCCUGAGAACCUUGAAGCUGAAACUGGUUUUUGUCCUCAAACAGGUGAACCUUCUCAUGUUAACAUUGAAGCUAACCCUGAUUUUUGUCCACAAGCGGUUGUCAAAUAUUACUUUAAUGCAUUAAAGAACAACUGCCGCGGCAAAAUCAGGUGGAGAGUGAGAGCUAAGAAGCAUCUGCUUACAGAAGGAUGGGUCAUUGAGGGCCCAACUGAAAGCAGGAAGACAACACUGUACUACUCCCCUCAACAUGAGCUUUUGGGUUCUAUUCAAGGUGCAUCCAAAGCGUACCUCAAAGACAAGAUACCAGAAUGGAUUAAUUCUGGCGGGGCGAGUAGUGGGGCUAGGUUUGAUACCAAUGAACUACUUCGCAGUGUGAAACAAUUGCUGAAAAGAAAGCCUCAAUUAUAUACCAAAGAUGUUUUACCAGGAAGCACAUCAGCUGAAAAAUCAACUGAGGAUAAAAAACGCAAAAGCCCAGAGAGUUCAAAGGAGAGCGCACCGGAGAGCCAGAAGAAUGAUGAGUUACCUACACAGGCGAGCAAACCUAAUGGCCAGAGGAAUGAUGAGUUACCUUCACAGGCAAGCGAGCCUAAGCGCCAGAGGAAUGAUGAGUUACCUUCACAGGAAACCCAACCUAAGCGCCAGAGGAAUGAUGAGUUACCUGCUCAGGCGAGUGAACCUAAGCGCCCGAGGAAUGAUGAGCUACCUACACAAGCCAUCGAAGUACCUACACAGGUGCUAAGAUCAAGCAAAAGGGUGCAGGAGGUGGUUUCCUCUACUCUUGCACUACAAAAACCUCAAAAUGUUCUGGCUUGGUUAAUAGAGAACAACAAGGUGUUUCCAAGAUAUAAGGUAUAUUGCUACUUGAGCAGUGGAGCAGUGAGCUAUAUUGUGGCUGUGGGGAGGAUAACGCGUGAAGGAAUCAAAUGUCGCUGCUGUCGGAAGGUGUAUGGUCUUGGUGGCUUUGUAAAUCAUGCUAAAGUUAGUAGUGACCGCAGGCCUUGUGCUAGUAUCUAUUUGAAGGAUGGUAGGUCACUCUUAGAAUGCAUGAUAGACGUGAUGCAUGAACAUAGGGUGGGGGAAACUAUGGAGCAGCCAAGCAUUGAUCUGUUUCAAGGCGAAAAUGACAACAUUUGUACUGUUUGCAACUAUGGUGGUGAGCUUAUUUUAUGCGACCGGUGCCCUUCUUCAUUUCAUAUGAGCUGUCUUAAUUUGGAGGACAUCCCUGAUGGUGACUGGUUUUGUCCAUCCUGCCGUUGCCGGAGUUGUGGACAAGUCAAGAUUGAAGAGACUAAGGAUGAAGAACUACUUACUUGUGCUCAGUGUGAGCAUAAAUAUCAUGAUGAGUGCCUGAGAAAUAAGGCAGGAGAUGAUUUGGGAAGCUGUCAGGAAACUUUUUUAUGCAGCCAAGAGUGUCAGAAGAUACACUCAGGCCUUCGUAAUCUGUUAGGGAAACCGAUUUCAGUUGGUGAAAACGGUCUGACUUGGACAUUGCUGAAAUUGGACAACACUGACAACAACUUAAAGGCUGAGUAUUACAGUAAACUCAGUGUCGCACUCUCAGUGAUGCAUGAAAGCUUUGAACCAUUACCCAACCCUUUCUCCACCAGAGAUCUGGUGGAGGAAGUAAUAUUCAGCCAAAGCUCGAAGCUUAAUCGAUUAAAUUUCCAAGGUUUCUACACCGUGCUUCUCGAGAGAAAUGAUGAAGUAAUCAGUGUUGCAACUAUUAGGAUAUUUGGACAGAAGGUAGCUGAAAUGCCUCUUGUAGCUACCAGAAUUCAGUAUCGCCGGCAUGGGAUGUGUCGUGUUUUGAUGGAUGAACUUGAGAAGAAGCUCAAGGAACUGGGAGUGGAGAGGCUGGUCUUGCCUGCUGUACCAGGGGUGGUGGAAACAUGGACCAAUUCAUUCGGCUUUGUGGAGAUGACGAACUCAGAGCGAUCGCAGUUUGUGGACUAUGUUUUCCUUGACUUCCAAGGAACCAUCAUGUGCCAGAAGAUGCUGACAAAAAAUCAAUCCCAGAUUUUAUUGGAACAACAAGAAGGGGAUUGUAACUUUUCACCAUGAGUGUUUGUACUUUUUCCCAAAGGAGGCUUGUAAAAUAUUAAUUUUUUCCAAAUUUGGAUUAAAAACUUUGUAUUGUUUCAAACUGCCGAGACACCUCCAAAACGAGGGGAUGUUUUCUUGGUGAAAUGUAGAAUUGAUUUAGACAAGUCUACUCCAGUAUCUGAAGAGUCUCACAAGAGCUCAAACAUGGUUAAUGGGUUGUUUGAUAUACCUAUGGUUGUUAUGGGAUUUUGCCUCACAAGUUGAUUUU